Molecule: messenger RNA, 2935 nt
Organism: Mandrillus leucophaeus (drill)
Lineage: Eukaryota; Metazoa; Chordata; Mammalia; Primates; Cercopithecidae
Gene: B3GALT5
Product: UDP-Gal:betaGlcNAc beta 1,3-galactosyltransferase, polypeptide 5
Exons: 5
Coding region: 593-1528 (311 amino acids)
Cellular component (GO): membrane
Molecular function (GO): N-acetyl-beta-D-glucosaminide beta-(1,3)-galactosyltransferase activity
Source: RefSeq, a predicted model, not a curated record
ACAGGAAAGCUGCUGGUUGUGAUGGUGGCUAAGACAAGCCUUCAGCCCGAAGACCCAGGAGGGAAAAAUGAAGCCGACAAGAAGCAUGUUGCCGAGUGAUCUUGGGUUUCCAUCCUCCAUGCCUGUGCAUCCACACGUGGGCCCAGCCAGCAAGGAGAAGUCUAACAGGCAGGAGGAGGGGAGACACAAAGAGCCCCCGCAUUUCAUCUGGAAAAGAGGCCAUUGAAACCAUGCAUUUGUGUUCAAGUAAGAAAGUAUAUCCAAGUCACAAAGAAGCAUCAUUUGGCUUUUGGAGACAUGGGCAGCUUCAUUUCUCAUUUGUUCAAUCAGAACUCUCCGCUAGGCUUCUAAGUGCCACAUCCUGUCCAGAAUGAUGAAAGAUACAGAAAAUGGUGCCUGCUGACCUUCUGGAGUUAUUGACUAGUGAGAAAGUGAUUCCUGACAGAAUCAUCAUUUUUGGUAAACAAACCAAGCCCAGAACCUGAUAAUUGUGAAGCACUCUACACUGACAGUUCUUUGAAACAAAUUUCCUCCUGGCAUUUACACUGUGGCUUUAGCUUUCAAACCGGAGGGUCCUCUUACCCAGCAAAAAAUGGCUCGCCCGAAGAUGAGAUUGAUAUAUAUUUGCCUUCUGGUUCUGGGGGCUCUUUGUUGGUAUUUUAGCAUGUACAAUCUGAAUCCUUUCAAAGAACAGUCCUUUCCUUACAAGAAAGACGACGGGCACUUCCUUAAGCUCCCAGAUACAAACUGCAGUCAGACACCCCCCUUCCUUGUCCUGCUAGUGACCUCAUCCCACAAACAGUUGGCUGAGCGCAUGGCCAUCCGGCAGACGUGGGGGAAAGAGAGAAUGGUGAAGGGAAAGCAGCUGAAGAUGUUCUUCCUCCUGGGGACCACCAGCAGUGCGGCAGAAACAAAAGAGGUGGACCAGGAGAGCCAGCGAUACAAGGACAUUAUCCAGAAGGAUUUCCUAGACGUCUAUUACAAUUUGACCCUGAAGACCAUGAUGGGCAUGGAAUGGGUCCAUCGCUUUUGUCCUCAGGCAGCAUUUGUGAUGAAAACAGACUCAGACAUGUUCAUCAAUGUUGACUAUCUGACCGAACUGCUUCUGAAGAAAAACAGAACAACCAGGUUUUUCACUGGCUUCUUGAAACUCAAUGAGUUUCCCAUCAGGCAACCAUUCAAUAAGUGGUUUGUCAGCAAAUCUGAAUAUCCGUGGGACAGGUACCCACCAUUCUGCUCUGGCACUGCCUAUGCAUUUUCUGGCGACGUGGCGAGUCAGGUGUACAAUGUCUCCAGCAGCGUCCCAUACAUUAAACUGGAAGACGUGUUUGUAGGGCUCUGCCUCGAACGGCUGAACAUCAGAUUGGAGGAGCUCCACUCCCAGCAGACCUUUUUCCCAGAGGGCUUACACUUCUCUGUGUGCCGCUUCAGGAGGAUCGUGGCCUGCCACUUCGUCAAGCCCCAGGCUCUCCUGGACUACUGGCAGGCUCUAGAGAAUUCCCAGGAGAAAGAUUGUCCGCCUGUCUGAGAGGAGCCCAGAGGCACAUCCGGACAAGUUUCAGAUAACCUGUGGGGAUAGUGUUUACAAGAUUUUGGAAGAGGGGGUGGGACAGAGGAUGCCGUUCUUUAGUGCUGAAAUCCACGCCAGAAUGUCGGUGUCCGUGAAGCCACUGAUUAGUUCCCACUUAGUGCUCCAGGCAAUAAUAGGCACCCUGUCUCUUGGGCACACACAGUCUCUAUACUAAGUGUUCGACAUACACCUGGAUUUUCGCAUUUCAGGGGUUAGUAUCCUAUGACACGGUGGGUGUUACCAUCUCAAUUUUACAGGUAAGGAAACAGCAGCUGCGAGAGGUACAGGAACUUGUCCCAAGGCUCACAGCCAGUAGACAUAGGAGCAGGAAUGAAAAUCGAGCACUUUCAGAAUCUGGUGGGCAGCCCCUGACUUGAAUCACUCCCGUGUGCUGCCUCCCUUAGGAGGGGACAGUGAUGAUGAGGUCUCCAAGCCGGCAUCCUUCCGUCCCUAUCCAGAGUCCCCUCCACCUCAGCUCCCAAUCCUUGUGCUUUUUAGAGCUAAGCCUGGGAUGACCAAAUUCACCGCAGCUCCUUCAUUCACGGGGCUGGACGUAGCUGGGACCGAGUCCAUGUUACUGGCUCGGUACUCAACACAACCCAAGUUUCAUCCCAGGAAAUGUCCUCGCCGUGGAUGCAGCUCACAUGCUGAGGAACGGCCAGCUCUGGACAGAGUUCUUAUAAAUGUAUAAAUUAGGCUCAGAAACCACUGCGGUCUGACCUGCUGUACAGGCUGCCCACACUGCUGACCUCACUGGUGAGCAGCAUGUCACUUCUGAGCCAUCUGCUGCUCUCUCGUUUCUUCACCCCAACUGUCCCUUGUUUUCGAUCAAUGGGGACCAGCCACUGCCCCAGGAGCACUUUAGGGCUCUCAGUUCAAACCAAAGGACAGUUGAACUGGGAUGUGUUUCAUGCGGGAUUCUGGGAGCUUUCUGGGAAUUCAGCUGGAGUCAAGUCAAGAUGCUCUCAAGGACCUUUCGGACACAGAGCCCCAAAGUGGGCCCUGGUGAGGCAGGGGUGGGCCUGCGUCCACUUCCCAAGCCUGAGCCAAGCUCAUCUUCACUGAAUUUCUCAUUUGGCCGAGUAACAACUGAACUUCGUGGUUUGGUGUUUAGCCUUCAGUUUAUUCCGCUACCUCCCACCCAGAGGUUUGUGCGAGCCUGUUUUGCAGGGUUGUGUGAAACCAAGGCACUUCUUUGUAAGAGGUUUUGCCCAUUCAGCCACGGUCAUGUGACAUGCAAAGUAAUCUUGCUCCUAAUUAUAGAAAUGAUUUUUUUUUUUUUUUUUUUACUUUACCAGACUUUACUUUGUACUCAGAGAAGAGGCCUCACAUGGCUGUGUCACAUAUAAAUGUUGGACUCAACUC